Lampris incognitus (smalleye Pacific opah) is the source of this 1909-nucleotide messenger RNA. It is a transcript of the gene jpt2, whose product is annotated as Jupiter microtubule associated homolog 2. The coding region runs from base 84 to 719 and encodes 211 amino acids. NCBI's taxonomy places the organism in Eukaryota, Metazoa, Chordata, Actinopteri, Lampriformes, Lampridae. The transcript has 5 exons. The record is from RefSeq and is a predicted model, not a curated record. Gene Ontology annotation, cellular component: nucleus.
CGCCAGAGAGCGUCAGUUCGCCGUUGGCUAACUAAGAAAUUGUUUGUUGCGGAGUUUUGACGGCGCUAAACAAAGCAAGAACCAUGACUUCGACAAACAUGUUUCAAGGGCUGGGCAGUAAUUCAAAACCGAGUUCGAGAGUUCUGCGACCACCUGGAGGUGGCUCCAGCAAUCUUUUUGGUGGCUACGAGGAAGACGCUGCAGCAUCAAGAAGGCCAAAUAAGAUGGCCUCGACAAUUUUUGCUCCAGUGGCGGAGACCCAGGAAGUCCCCAAACGCUCCAAUCCUCCAGGUGGGAAGAGCAGCGGGAUAUUUGGGGAACCUGAAGCUCCAGCCCAACAACUGAAACCAGUACCUCCAGGUGGACCAAGCAACAACAUUUUCGGAGGAGCAGGGGACACCUCUCUCCCAUGUCCAGCUCGAAGUCAUCCCAACAAACCAAAGGACAACUUAAGUGUGGGACCUGAACCCGAGCCACCAGCUCAAGCACCCCCAGCCAACAUCAUCCAAACUGAGGUAAAGGAAGAGAUUGUUUUGCCACCUGCCACCCCACCCAAGGAAGAGCCUGCUGUUGUUCCAACCUGUCCGGAGCCCAGUCCCUCCUCACCCCCUGCUCAGCAUUCAGAGAAAAACCAUGAGCCUCAUUUGGGACCCAAGCCUCGCUCCCACAACAGGGUUCUGAAUCCCCCCGGAGGAAAGUCUAGUGUUGUGUUUUACUGAACACAACUACAUGUCAACUCUCUCCCUGUUUUCUGUCUGUGCACCCCUUCCUGUCCGCUGCGCUACUCAUCCUCUCAUUCCAGUUGUUUGGUUUUUUUGUCCCCUCAUUUCAGCAUGACUAACCAGAAAUUAGAGAUUUUGUUCCCUUACACUCGAUUCCUGAUCACAUCCUUAAGAUCUUGCACUUUUAAGCCCAUUCCUGCCCCCUCCCUUUGUCUGAUGCUUUUUAUAUUCUUUUAACGGUCAAUAAGUAUACAAUCAAACAGGCUAGCUUUUGUCUAACACAACUAUGAAAAUCAGUCGUUCACUUAACAUUACAGUUACCGUUUGCAAAUUAUACAAGUAUUCCAUGUUGGCUAACAACGGUGGUGGUGUUGGUCUCGCUGAAUUAAAAAUCCAAAUUUGUGGCUGUAAUGGUUUUGUGGCUGUAACGGUUUCCGUGGUCAUUUCAAGAAAGCAUUGACCAUAUUCGGUGGCCCAGAUACCAGUGAUUUGAUGUGCCUUAGCAUAAAAGCAGUCACAAAUUUACAUUUUUGAUCUCUCCGUUUAAGGUACGUUCAUUCUGGGUGUUUUCCCUUGUUCAUAGGUUGUCAGGCAGGCAGGAAAGAAACGGAUAAUCUGUAAUAGUCGAAGAUGCAUCAGGGUGCUUUUUUUUUUUCCUAUUGCUAGACCACAAUUCAUGACUGUACAAUCAUAAAUUUGAUAACUGAUUAUUCUCCUCUCCCUUUUACUGUCUGUCUUAAGUGUGUUUAUCUGCUCAGCAAAAACCCUGAGAAAUGCCAAAAAAAUUGACUUGAGACACAAAGAUGGGUGCCUUUGCCCACCUCCAAAGUUUCCUCACAGAAAUUCCACUUCAAUAUGUCAUUGAUGCUCGUUCUGAAUGUGUUGUGCGGGUAUUAUUCUGCUCUGACAUCAUUGCUUGUUCUGUUUAAAUGUGUUCUUCGCUUGGGGUAGGCUACUGUUUAUGUUUUAAAUUAAAACAGCUGAACACAAGUGAACUCUGGAAAAGUGCAUGGCAGACCCCUACAAGUCAAAGUGGGUUCGAGACCUUGUCGAGAAUCCACCUCGCCACUGCACAUUCAUGGUAUUCUAGUGCCAGCCUGUUCCCUGAAUGUUGAUGUGCCUGACAGGCAGUGAGCAUAGCAGAACGAAGACAACCUGUGUAUUACAAUAAAAUGUUUUUUGUUUUU